Messenger RNA from Polyodon spathula (Mississippi paddlefish), 1806 nucleotides. RefSeq names its product zinc-binding protein A33-like. Lineage: Eukaryota; Metazoa; Chordata; Actinopteri; Acipenseriformes; Polyodontidae. Bases 39 to 1448 code for a protein of 469 amino acids. The record is from RefSeq and is a predicted model, not a curated record. The transcript is spliced from 6 exons. Gene Ontology annotation, molecular function: zinc ion binding; protein binding.
CCCUGCAGAGAGCAAGGCAGGAGUGGCUUUGUGCAGAAAUGGCAGCAAACCCUUCUCCUCUGGAAGCAGAUCUUUCCUGUGCUGUGUGCUGUGAGAUUUUCAAUGAUCCUGUAACUCUUCAUUGUAACCACAGCUUCUGUAAAGCAUGUCUGGAUCAGUGCUGGAAAGAGAAGGGAGCUCGGGAGUGUCCAGUGUGCAGGAGGAGGGCUUCAAUGGGGGAUCCUCCUGUCAAUUUCGUUCUCAGGAAUAUUGUGGAGUCCUUCCUAAAGGAACGCAGUCAGAAUCCUCCAGCACCUACUGGAAUACUCUGCAGUCUGCAUGAGGAAAAACUGAAGCUGUUCUGUGUGGAUGAUGAAGAGGCUGUCUGUCUCGUGUGUCAAACUUCAAAGAAACAUGAGAAUCACAAGAUCCGUCCUGUUCAGGAGGCUGCACAGGAUUAUAAGGGAGAACUCAAGACUGCGCUGAAGCCCUUGCAGGACAAGCUGAAAACCUUUAAUAAAGUUAAACAAGAAUGUGAUGAAACAGCAGAGCACAUCAAGAAACAAGCCCAGCAAACAGAGAGGCAGAUAAAGGAGGAGUUUGAGGAACUUCACCAGUUUCUACGAGAUGAAGAAAAGGCCAGGAUAGCGGCACUGAGGGGGGAAGAGGAACAAAAGGGAAGAAUCAUGAAAGAGAAGAUUGAAAAACUUACAAGAGAAAUCUCAUCCCUUUCGGACACAAUCCGAGUGAUAGAACAGGAGAUGGAAGCUGAAGACAUCUCCUUCCUGCAGAAGUACAAAGACACACAGAGCAGAGCCGAGCGCACACUGCAGGAUCCACAGUGUGUUUCAGGAGCGCUGAUAGAUGUAGCCGAGCACCUGGGCUCUCUGAAGUACAAAGUGUGGGAGAAGAUGCUGGGGAUUGUUCAAUACACUCCAGUGACUCUGGAUCCCAACACAGCACACCCUGAUCUGAUACUGUCUGAGGAUCGAACAAGCGUGAGACGCAGCAAGGAGAGUCAGCAGCUUCCUGACAGCCCAGAGCGGUUUGAUACCUGUGCUUGCGUACUGGGCUCUGAGGGAUUCACUUCAGGGAAACGCUGCUGGGACGUGGAAGUGGAGAGCAGUACUGACUGGAUUCUGGGUGUGACUGAAGAGUCCAGCCAGAGGAAAGGGGAAUUCACUCCGGACUCAGAAGAAGGAUACUGGAUUAUAGGCCUGGGGGAUGGGGAUCAGUACUGGGCACUGACCUCACCAUGGACACGACUCACUGUGGAGAAGAAACCCCAGAAGAUCAGAGUUCAGCUGGACUGUGACGGGGGGGAGGUGGCAUUCUUUGACCCCAGUGAUAUGAGAAAACCCAUCUACACUUUUAAACACAGAUUCACUGAGAGAAUGUUUCCAGUGUUCUUUCCUGGCUCUGCCCCUAUCAGUGUGUGCCCUGUGAAGGCAGUUAUAAAAGUGGACUAGCCCAAUGUGUUCAGCAUAAACAAUAGGGAUGAAUAAUAAUAAUAAUAAUAAUAAUAAAUAAUAAUAAUAAUAAUAAUAGUGACAGCCGGGACAUGAUUGAGAGGGAAAUAAAUAGUAAAAAAGGAACAGAAACAUUUUAAAUACAAUAUAAAUACAUUUUCCACUGCCAGGGAAGGGGUCCUGUUUUCCUUUUAAUUCAUGAAGACACGAUAUGAGGGAGGGAGGAGGGUAUUAUAAAUACUCGAUCCCGAUUGGUCAAAGCCGGUCACAUGGGGGUGUUGCUAUUGCAGCAUACAGGGGGUAAGAGAGGAGAUUUUUUACUAUUUAUAUAUAUAUAUAUAUAUAUAAGAACAUAAGA